ACAACUAGAAAAGACACGAUGGAAGGCAACAGAACAUAACCGAAAAGAGAGUUAAAAACCUUGUUGUAUCUUGCCUAUUUGCUAAUAUUGGCAUAUUUUUUCAACGCCUUUGUAACCCAAUAUUUUGCAUUUAUAACCAAAUUGUAGAAAUCCUGUUUGUUUUGGCAAGAGUUUUUGGAAAUGGUGAAGAUGGUAAACGGUGAGCGAAGAGACGAAAGCGUCGCAAUUGCUAUCGAUCGAGACAAAGGAAGUCAGGCUGCAUUGAAAUGGGCUGUUGAUAAUCUUUUGACACCAGGAGAGACUCUUACUCUUGUCCAUGUCAGAGUCAAGCAAACCCUUGCUAAUAAUGGGACUCAACCAAAUAAGUCUGGAGAUGACGUUAAGGAAUUGUUUCUUCCAUUCCGUUGUUUCUGCACUAGAAAAGACAUAAAUUGUGAAGAGGUAGUAUUGGAGGACGUUGAUGCUGCAAAAGGAAUCAUAGAGUAUGUGCAAGAGAAUGCAAUCGAUAUUCUAGUACUCGGUGCAUCUAAGAUGACUCUUUUAAAGCGGUUCAAAGCGGUAGAUGUUACAAGCACAGUGAUGAAAGGAGCACCAAAUUUCUGUACAGUUUAUGCAAUCUCUAAAGGUAAAAUCUCGUCCGUUAGAUCAGCUACCUCUUCACCUCCUCCACUUUGCACAAUACGUCCACAAUUCCCAGCUCGGGCGAGCAAUGCCAGCAACAACGACUCCAGUCCUAGAACUGAGAGAAGGCUUCAAUCAGUGGAAAGUACACAAGACGAGAUCGAGAUGAUCAAGUGUCCAUAUUUGAGAAAAGAAUAUGAUCAAGGGACAUACCAGGCCUCAGUGGCAGACUCCGACUUAUCGUUUAUGAGUAGUGAUAGGCCAAGCGUGGAUUGGUUUUUCCCAACGUCUCGCCUAUCGGUUACUUCAGAGUUUGAAGACAACCGAGAUAGCUUUGCUACAUCCUCAAGCUCAUCAGAUAAGCAGUCCAUAGAUUUGGGUUCUUCUUAUUCUGCAUUCUCCACAAGCUCACAAGAAAGUGGGAGACUCUCCUCAUUGUCAAUGCAUAGCCAGGAUGAUGUAGAAUCUGAGAUGAGAAGGCUAAAACUAGAGCUAAAGUAUACAAUGGACAUGUAUAGUAGUGCAUGCAAAGAAGCAAUCGCAGCUAAGAAGACGACUACUGAGUUACACAAAUGGAAAGAGGAAAGGAAACAUAAACUAGAAGAAGCAAUACUUGCCAAAGAAGCAGCGCUGGCAAUAGCAGAGAAUGAGAAGGCAAAGAGCAGAGCAGCUAUGGAAGCAUUAGCGGCCGCUCAUAGAAUGGCAGAAAUCGAAGCUCAAAAGAGAAAGCAAAUCGAAACGGCAGCUCUGAGAGAAGUAGAUGAUAACAAUAAAGAAAUGCAUUCUUUAACUCAUAGUGAUAGAAUGUAUAGAAAAUACACGAUUGAGGAGAUUGAAGAAGGAACAGAAAAUUUCUCAGAUAGUCACAAGAUUGGGGAAGGCGGUUAUGGACCUGUUUACAAGGGUAUUCUAGAUUACACACCAGUGGCGAUAAAAGUUGUGAGACCAGAUGCAACACAAGGAAGAUCACAGUUCCAGCAAGAAGUGGAAGUCUUGACCUGUAUAAGACAUCCUAAUAUGGUUCUGUUGCUUGGAGCCUGCGCGGAAUACGGGUGUUUAGUCUAUGAAUACAUGGAAAAUGGGAGCUUAGAAGAUUGUCUCCUUAGACGAGGCAACUCUCCAGUUCUUUCAUGGCAGCUAAGAUUCCGCAUUGCAGCUGAAAUCGCCACGAGUCUUAAUUUCCUUCACCAGCUAAAACCAGAGCCACUAGUGCACCGCGACUUGAAACCAGCCAACAUAUUACUUGACCAGCACAUGGUCAGCAAGAUCUCUGAUGUUGGGUUGGCUAGGCUUGUCCCAGCUCCCUUGGUUGAUGAUGGCAUCACAACACAUUAUAGAAUGACGUCCGCUGCUGGAACCAUGUGUUAUAUUGAUCCAGAAUACCAACAAACUGGUAUGCUUGGAACCAAAUCGGACAUAUACUCAUUCGGGAUUAUGCUCUUGGAAAUACUUACAGCCAAGCCACCAAUGGGCUUGACAAGUCAGGUUGAGAGAGCAAUUGAGGAAGGAAAAUUUUCUAAGGUACUAGACCCUGUGGUUGCUGAUUGGCCACUUGAAGAGGCCUUAGUAUUAGCAAAACUCGGUUUACAAUGCGCAGCAUUAAGGCGGAAAGAUAGACCUGACCUGGGAAAGGUUGUGUUGCCUGAGCUUAAAAGGCUCAUGGAUUUAGCAGAAGAAAACAUGCAUAUCACGCGGCCUUCACCUAAAAAGCAGUCGGAAUAACAGCCAAACGGACAUUCUAGCAUCCACAACUUCAAUCCAAGUAAAUACAUCAAAGCAAUUAAAACUUAUUUUCACUUCAUAUUAUAUGAAACAUGUCUUGAUUACUAAACCAUCUCUUUUUCCUCUGUUCUUUUGGGGGUUUAGGAGAUAAUAAGCGACCAAUCUCUCA
Arabidopsis arenosa is the source of this 2512-nucleotide messenger RNA. NCBI's taxonomy places the organism in Eukaryota, Viridiplantae, Streptophyta, Magnoliopsida, Brassicales, Brassicaceae. The record is from the annotation of a GenBank genome assembly.